Molecule: messenger RNA, 4939 nt
Organism: Orcinus orca (killer whale)
Lineage: Eukaryota; Metazoa; Chordata; Mammalia; Artiodactyla; Delphinidae
Gene: ERRFI1
Product: ERBB receptor feedback inhibitor 1
Exons: 5
Coding region: 2045-3424 (459 amino acids)
Biological process (GO): regulation of keratinocyte differentiation; negative regulation of epidermal growth factor receptor signaling pathway
Cellular component (GO): extrinsic component of cytoplasmic side of plasma membrane
Source: RefSeq, a predicted model, not a curated record
GCCCACUCGCUAUAUAGUGAGGCGGCGACGGCGGCCGAGUGCGAGUGGGAAACGCUAGUGGGAGCGGGUGGCGGGCGAGCGGCGAGGCGCCUGCGCGGUGUCCGGGCCCCUGAGCCCGCGGCGCUGAGACAGCCGGGACGGACAUGCGCGGGAGGGCGCCGUGGGGCAGCCGCGGCUUCGCUAGGAGGAGUAUACAUAUUGAAUACUUCCAGAGUUUUGAAAGAGGCAUAAAAGAAUUCCAGGUGGUUGAGUUUACAACCUGAGGAACACACUUUAAAAGUUUCCUUCCAGACCCCCUGCAGGUUCCCUUUUUUGAGUCUACAGUUGGGAGUUAUUUUCCAGAAGAAGAGAGCACACAGUGACACUGCCCUGGGAGCUCCCCGUGCGAGCCAGUGGGAAGUUUGGACAGUUUCAUAACAUGGCCCAUUCACAAUUCCCCAUUGAAAUGUAGAGGCAGGUCACCUUCGAUGAAUGCACAAAGACACUAUUGUGGUCACAAGCGAGCUGCCUCAGUGAACACAAUUCUUUUUAUACUAAAAAAAAAAAAAAAUUUUUUUUCUUAAGAAAGCUAACAAGGAGGUGAUGGAAACAAUGACCGAAAAAUAACUUUUUCUAGAACGUGUACAUAAUGUUAAGGGACCACUGAAAUGGAAGUCCAGAAUUCCGAGGUCAUUUCAGCAGAGGCGAUGGUUACACAAUCACCCUGUUGAAAGCGAAGAUUUAGAUGGCAUUCGGAGGCCGACCCACAGUAAUUACUGGUAGUUCUUGCUGGCCUGCAGACAGGUGAGGGCUGGGCCUUCACCGUCCCCUGCAGCACUUUCCUGUAAUCUGGAUGGGCGAUCUUCAAACGUGUGCUUUCAAACCAGUCAGAUACCAUAUUCUUCUUCCUAUCUGGCCUUUCAGUUUUCUAUCACCACAGAUACUGUCCCUGUCGUCCUGCCAGUGCUUGCAGAUUGCUCAGAAACAGCACCCUAGACCACCGGGCAGGGACAGAGAGGGUGUGUCUAGCAAUUUUUUGCUAAAGAUUUUAUCUUAAAUUUUUCUUAGAGCUUAACUGCAUUCAGGGGAAGUAAAAACACAUUUGCUUUGUUCCUGAUCUUAAAAACCAACCCUCAGAAACAACAAAAAAAGACCUCCCAAUAACUUAGAUUUCUGAAAUGAUGGGGGUUUUCCUCCCCUCUUCUUAAUCACAUAUCUUUAGAGACCGAUGAAAGAAAGAUAAUGCUUGACUAUUAGAAAUAAUAUUUUAAACCUGUUGAAAUCUCUGCCUAGUAUAUGAAAACAGCUGACUUCGGGAGAGUAAAAAGCUGAGAAGGGCUGAUCGGACCCCGUCCUCCUUUGUCACUGAAACAUUAACUGUCUGCAUUCCUUUUUACGUGAAAAAAAAUGAAUCAUAAACAUUUGCAGAGUAUUUUUUUAGACCCUUAGCUUUAAAAAAAACAAAAAACAAACCCUGUGCCUUACAUAUUGUAUACAUUCAGUUGCUGCUGACAAUACUAAUAGAUGGCGUUGUACAAACGUUCACUUACUGAGCACCUGCUAACGUUCAGGUGGUGAUAAUUAAUGAUUGGGGUGCAGCCUCUUUCCUGAGCUCACAGUCUUGUAGGGGGUGACGGAUUUGACCCUGAAACAAAACUCUGACCUGUGUGCCCCUCCCCCAGCACAGCACCCAUCUCACUCGUCUUGUGUCACCCACAGUCCUCAGCAUGGCACCCAGCUCUCGGUUUGUGCGAAAAUACUUGCCAAGAGGAUGAGAAAGCGUUAGAAAGUGUAUGUACACGUCGCACAAGGGGCCAAUGUGACACGGAGACUUGACAAGUGACGUCCUCACCUUAUUCUAAGCAAACAUGCGUAUCUGAAGACAGGGCAGACGUGGAUGCUAAUAACGAAUACACCGUGGUAAUGAAUACGGAAAAUGGGGACUGGGGACUCCAGACACAUCUGACAAGGGGGCGGAGGGGUCUGAAGGAAAUGAAAGCCACUGGCUGACCACACAUCCCUCCCUGGGCUUCACGAGUUUUAAGACUUCCCAGAAUAAGGCACAAUGUCCAUGGCCGGAGUCGCUGCUCAGGAGAUCAGAGUCCCGUUAAAAACUGGGUUUCUGCACGAUGGCCAAGCCCUGGGGAGCCUGAAGGCCUGCUGGGGGGGCCGCGGCGAGUUUGAGAACGGCUUUUUGAACAUCGACCCCAUAACCAUGGCCUACAGUCUGAACUCGACGGCGGAGCACCUAACAUCCAUAGGGCGCGCUUCCAGGUCUGCUCCGAUGAACGGCAGCCACUUUCCGGAGCACGGCCCCUCCGCCAAGUCUCGCCUGCCCCCUCUCAUCAUCCCCCCGAGUGAAGGCUGGGGGCAGCAGGAGGAGGGUCGGGUGGCGUGUGGAUUGAAGAAGCUGGCAGUGAACGGGGUCUGUGCCUCCACGCCCCCGCUCACCCCCAUCAAGACGCCCCCGUCCCUCUUCCCUGGCGUGGCCCCCUGCGAGCGGGGCUCUAGGCCCCUGCCCCCCCUGCCCAUCUCCGAGGACCUCUCCCUGGACGAGACGGACUGCGAGGUCGAGUUCCUGACCAGCUCGGACACGGACUUCCUUCUAGAAGACUGCGCGAUCUCCGAGUUCAGACCUGACGGCCCUGGCAGGCGCAGCUUCCGAGGGUGCGGACAGAUCAACUACGCGUAUUUCGAUACCCCGGCCGUCUCGGCCGCGGAUCUCAGCCAGGCGCACGACCAGGCUGCUGGGGGGACGAGUGCCAACCCCCCUCUGUCCCAGGCCCACCGGAGACUGAGGAGGUCUCACUCAGGCCCCGCAGGGUCCUUUAACAAGCCGGCCAUCAGGAUCUCCAGCUACGUGCACAGGGCUUCUCCCAACUCCGAUGACGACAAGCCCGAGGUGCCCCCCCGGGUCCCCAUCCCUCCCCGGCCAGCCAAGCCGGACUACAGAAGGUGGUCGGCCGAAGUCACUUCCAGCACCUACAGCGACGAGGACAGGCCCCCCAAAGUCCCGCCGAGAGAACCCUUGUCCGGGAGUAACUCCCGCACCCCGAGCCCCAAAAGUCUCCCGUCUUACCUCAACGGGGUCAUGCCCCCCACGCAGAGCUUUGCCCCCGACCCCAAGUAUGUGAGCAGCAAAGCCCUGCAGAGACAGCACAGCGAGGGGGCCGCCGGUAAGGUCCCCUGCAUCCUGCCCAUCAUUGAAAACGGGAAGAAAGUGAGCUCAACGCAUUAUUACCUGCUCCCUGAGAGGCCGCCCUACCUGGACAAAUACGAAAAGUUUUUUAGGGAAGCAGAAGAGACACACACGAGCACCCCCAUCCAGCCCCUCCCUGCCGACGGCGGUGUCUUUUCGGCCCCAGAAAAGCUGGACUCGAAACCAAGAGUGGAUCUGGCAGGCCACGUGAAGCGCAGACAUUUCUCCUACGUGGUUUCCCCUUAGACCCUGGGUCCUGGCUCAGCAGAGGUGCCGCAGCAGCCAGCGGUUCUCCUGCAGUUCUGCAGCCUGAUGGCGGUUCACAGAAAGACGGGGCAGGUCUCAGGGUCAGAGAGUCGAACUGUCUGUCUUAAAGAGAAGGGUUUAGAGGGUCGUGAGGUGCUGCCAUGCUGAGCAUCCCUGACCGUGUUAGUGGCGGAGAAAAGUCCACUCAAGUCUGUGAUUUAAAGAUGUGAUGCGGGAAGGAAGGAUGGGGACAUUUCUGUACGUGCUCACGUUAUGCACCCGUACCUACACUUGUGGUAAAGUCGUAGAUCCUAGUUGCAAGUUAACCAAGUAGUUGCUAUCUUAGAGUAAUAUAUAUUUAGAAUGAUAAAAACUAAAGCUGGAGGAUGGCUCCUGGCAGACUGAAGAUUGAGCACAUGGAAGAGAAUACAGAAUACAGUAUUGUUUAGAUCAAAAUCAUUAAAAAAAAAACAACAACUAUUUCUGCUUACUAAGUUUGAGGAUUUCUGGCUCGGAGGCCUGUUCUGUUUUGUCUUAUUCAUCUUUGCAAGCAGUUUUUCCAUGGAGGGCAGGGCAUUCGUUCUUUCCGUGAUUUAACCUGCCUCGUUCAAGUCAUCCCAAGACCUAAAUCCUUUAGGUCUUGCUUUCUGGUCUGUUGAGGGGAGGGAUGGCCACAUAUUUGGUACCGUAUUCUCACCUGUCCGUGUCUCACAUCUUGAAAAAUGGGAAGGUAACAGAAUUAGUCAGUCAUUUUUCCUUACCAUUCCUGCUGUAUUCUACCCCCCACCCCCACCCCACCCCGAAACACAGGGCGCUCGGGGGGGGGGGAAAGCAAAUUCAACUCUUCGCCAGUGUUGAGGAUGUCAGUUGAAGCAAUAAUGAGACAGCAAUGCGGUUGAGAGGAUCUGUGUGGGGACGUGUGUCGUGGGGUUUUUUGUUUUGUUUGUUUCUUGUUUUUUUGUCCUGGGUUUUUUCCCUCCCCUUUUUUAGACUGUAUAAAUAAACGAAUACAACACAAGCUGGCCUUGUGUUGCUGGUUCCUCUUCAGUAUUUCCUGGGGAUUGUUUGCUUUUUAAGUAAAACACUUCUGACCAACAGCCCAGUAUGUCUUAAGAGCAGAGGUCACCUCAGCACUGCUUUGGAAACUCUCACAGUCGGCUGCUCCGCUCGGAGGGCUCACGUUCCCAUUUUCACAAGCUUCGCUUUAUUUAUCUUGUGUAGAGCCGCACAAAGGAGAUGGUGCUCAGUGACAGAAGUACCUUACUGCGACGUUCUUCAUGUUAAACAAGCUGUUUACAGUUUAAACUGCUGAGUGAUGUUAUUUGAGUUAUUUAAAGCUUAUAUUUUAGUAUGAACUAAAUGAAGGUUAAAACAUGCUUUAGAAAAAUGCACUGAUUUCUGCAUUUAUGUGUACAGUAUUGGACAAAGGAUUUUAUUCAUUUUUGUUGCAUUAUUUUGAAUAUUGUCUUUUCAUUUUAAUAAAGUUAUAAUACUUAUUUAUGACACCGUUAAUAA